AUGCUGGAUGUGCUGCUCUGGUACAACAUCAGCCACACAAAGCUGGAUGUCAGCAUGGUGCAGUCUCCAUGCUUCAAAUCAAGGGUUGAGGUUAGCGGGCUUACAGGGCCAGUUAUUGCUCAUGGAAAAAGGAGAGGAACUACUACCAAAAUAUUGGCGCCCAGACCUCCGUGCCGCGGUCCAGGACUCAGUAAACAGAGCCAAGAAGAGCAGCAAGGUUUAGUGAGGGAGGCGCCUGAUAAACCGCUGUGUACCUUGAAGGAUGAUAACAACGACCAGCUGACUCCUCCUGCCCCUGAAAGCCACUAUUACAUGAGUUGUGACCCUAGUCCUGAGGACAUGGAGGACACCUGCUCUGAGUACGACAACGUGGGCUCUGAUGUGGAGCAGGACUAUGAUGAGGUGCUGCAUUUGAACAAGGAGGGCGUUGUGGACACGAGGUACUACAAACAGUACUCUUCUGAGGAUGGUGGCUAUAUAAAGCAUGCAGUAGGUGAUCAUAUUAAUGAGAACAGCAGUGCUGUUGACCAGUUCGCUGCCAGGCCUCAUCCCGGCACAGAAAUGUGUGAGGGAUCACAAUCACUAAGCACUAAGCCUCACAAAACAGGCCAUCGCUUUAGGUCGCAUUGUGCUCCCAUUGCAGGGGAUGAAGCAGAGAGGGAGGUGGGAAAGGGCCAGGAGAACAGGUUCUUCUUCAGUGAUGGAGACGAAGAGAUAGAAGAGGUGCUGGAUGGGGCCAAAUUUAUAGAGGAUUUAGAGGAGACAGAGGACAGUGUUCAAAUGAAGACCAGCCUUUAUCAGGACAACGAGAAUAAAAUAAUUAGAAAUGGAGGUGAUGAAAGGGAAAGAGAAGAUGACACUCGAGUCACAAGAAACCAUAAUAUCCCAGGAGCCAGUAAGAAGUGUGAGUCCUCUCACAUGGGGGCAAAAGAGAAGGAGAGGCAGGGUAAAGGACGAGGGAGGAAGGGAACAGGAGAGGACACGGAGCAUAUUGCUUCUGGGAUCAAAGGAUGCACGACAAACAGCACUGAACAGCGUCCAAAGACUCUGUUAAAAGACAGCAAAAAAGCAGCUGUGCGGACCAAAGCCAGGUCUGGUUCCAGUAGGCCACACCCACCUCCACCACCUCGUCACUCCCAUGCUCAGCUGCCCGCUGACACCCAGAAGGCCCCGCCUCGGAGAGAGACUCCCCCUGUUCCCAGACCCAGUCCCUCCUCUGCUGACAGCCGAGAGAGUGAACCCAGGGUUAUCAAACCAUCCCUGGCUCCUCAUCACACACCGGAACAACAGAGGGAGCCUCUUGAGGAGAGGCAGAGACGGCCAGAGAAACCCCAGCAGGGUGAGAAACCAAUCACGGCUGUGACACCUGAGGUCGUGCCAGAGCAGCCGAGGAGGCCUCCGUGUCCAGAGUUUGUCCCUGCAGAGGACAGCAACACACCCAAGAACACACAGGAAGCUGCUUCUUUCCCCAGCUUUGAGGACGUCCCAGGUCCCUGUGAGCCGGAGGAUCUUAUUGAUGGGAUCAUCUUUGCUGCUAACUACCUUGGCUGCACUCAGGUGUUGUCUGAUAAAAACCCGUCCAAGUCUGUCCGCAUGUCCCAGGCCCAUGAAGCUGUCAGCCGUAUCAAGAGCCAGGAUGAAGACUCUCAAAUGAUGACAGAGGUGGAUCUGUUUAUCUCUACUAAAGCUGUCAAAGUGCUGAAUGCUGACACACAGGAGACAAUGAUGGACAGUGCCUUGAGGACCAUCUCCUACAUCGCCGACAUUGGCAGUAUUGUGGUUCUGAUGGCACGGAGGCGCAUGUCUCAGGCCUCAUCAGAGGAUUUCUCAGAAUCUCCCGACUCCCCCGGCGAAGGGAAGAGUCAGUACAGGAUGAUCUGCUAUGUCUUUGAGUCAGAGGAUGCACAGCUCAUUGCACAGUCCAUCGGGCAGGCUUUUAGCGUGGCCUACAGAGAGUUCCUGCGAGCCAACGGCAUCAACCCGACCGACUUGAGCCAGAAGCAAUACAGUGACAUCAUCAACUCCCAGGAAAUGUACCACGAUGACCUCGUCCAUUUCUCAAACUCAGACAACUGUAAAGAGCUGAACGUGGAGAAGCAGAAAGGGGAGAUCCUCGGUGUGGUGAUCGUGGAGUCCGGUUGGGGCUCCAUUCUGCCCACCGUCAUCCUGGCCAGCAUGCUGAACAGCGGCCCUGCAGCUCGCUCCGGAAAACUCAGUGUUGGAGACCAGAUUAUGUCCAUCAAUGACACCAGCCUGGUGGGGCUGCCACUUGCCACCUGUCAGGGCAUCAUCAAAGGUCUGAAGAAUCAGGUGAUGGUGAAGCUGAGUAUUGUGAGCUGCCCUCCUGUCACCACUGUCCUCAUCAAGAGACCCGAUCUCAAGUUCCAGCUUGGUUUCAGUGUGCAGAAUGGCAUUAUCUGCAGUCUGAUGCGAGGUGGCAUAGCUGAACGCGGCGGUGUUCGUGUUGGACACAGAAUCAUUGAAAUAAAUGGUCAGAGUGUUGUGGCCAUGGCACACGAGAAGAUUGUUCAAACCCUGUCUGUCUCAGUGGGUGAGAUCAACAUGAAGACAAUGCCUGCUGUGAUGUUCAGACUGCUGACGGGUCAGGAGACGCCUGUCUACAUAUAGAGACCCUGCAUGGAU
Messenger RNA from Anoplopoma fimbria (sablefish), 2643 nucleotides. RefSeq names its product amyloid beta (A4) precursor protein-binding, family A, member 2a (gene apba2a). Lineage: Eukaryota; Metazoa; Chordata; Actinopteri; Perciformes; Anoplopomatidae. The record is from RefSeq and is a predicted model, not a curated record. Gene Ontology annotation, cellular component: plasma membrane; cytoplasm; dendritic spine. Gene Ontology annotation, molecular function: protein binding; amyloid-beta binding. Gene Ontology annotation, biological process: chemical synaptic transmission.